CCUGACCAUACUCAACAGUGUUUGUCAGGGUGAUUUGGCUUCUAACGGGGAAAGUGGUCCAGACCAAGUGCAGGAGGCACCAGGAUGGCGUUCUGAGGUUCCACAGUGGACACCUCUCAGCCAGUGCACUGUCCUCCAUGAGUAGCUCCAAGAGUCGGCUGGCCACUUGCUUGGGUGCUGCAUGGACUCAGGCCACAGCCUGCCAUCUCCCGAGGAGGACCAAUCCACCAUGCCUGAAGUCAAAGACCUUUCAGAAGCUUUGCCAGAGACGUCGAUGGAUCCCAUCACAGGAGUGGGGGUGGUGGCUUCUCGGAACCGAGCCCCAACAGGCUACGAUGUAGUUGCACAGACAGCAGAUGGCGUGGACGCUGACCUCUGGAAAGACGGCUUAUUUAAAUCCAAGGUUACCAGAUACCUGUGUUUCACGAGAUCAUUUUCCAAAGAAAAUAGUCAUUUAGGGAACGUGUUAGUGGAUAUGAAGCUCAUUGACAUCAAGGACACUCUGCCUGUAGGCUUCAUCCCAAUUCAGGAGACGGUGGACACACAGGAAUUGGCUUUUAGAAAAAAGAGGCUGUGCAUUAAAUUUAUCCCACGGGAUUCAACUGAAGCUGCAAUUUGUGACAUUCGGAUCAUGGGCCGGACCAAGCAGGCCCCUCCUCAGUACACGUUUAUUGGGGAACUGAACAGCAUGGGGAUCUGGUAUCGAAUGGGCAAAGUACCGAGGAAUCAUGAUUCAUCUCAACCCACAACACCUUCCCAGUCAUCAGCUGCUUCCACCCCAGCCCCCAACCUCCCCAGGCACAUCUCACUAACGCUCCCUGCUACCUUCCGAGGCAGGAACAGCACUCGGGCUGACUAUGAGUACCAGCACUCCAAUCUGUAUGCCAUAUCAGCAAUGGAUGGUGUGCCUUUCAUGAUUUCAGAGAAGUUUUCUUGCGUUCCAGAAAGUAUGCAGCCCUUUGAUCUCUUGGGAAUCACCAUCAAAUCUCUGGCAGAAAUUGAAAAAGAGUAUGAAUACAGCUUCCGCACGGAGCAGAGCGCUGCGGCCCGGCUCCCGCCCAGCCCCACUCGGUGUCAGCAGAUCCCCCAGUCCUGAGGGGCCGGCCACCACCCUGGCCCCGUGGGGAGAAGACGCGGCUGCCCAGACUACUGAGUGCCCCUCCCUCGCCCAGGCCCUCCUGCCCGCCCACCGUGGGGCUCAUCCGGGAGACCCUGGGCAGCUGGGCUGUGGCCUCCGCUUGCCUGACGGGACAGCCCUGCCUCCCUGGCGACACUCUUCAUAAUCUGGACUAAU
Molecule: messenger RNA, 1294 nt
Organism: Neomonachus schauinslandi (Hawaiian monk seal)
Lineage: Eukaryota; Metazoa; Chordata; Mammalia; Carnivora; Phocidae
Gene: MVB12B
Product: multivesicular body subunit 12B
Exons: 10
Coding region: 182-1096 (304 amino acids)
Biological process (GO): regulation of epidermal growth factor receptor signaling pathway; virus maturation; viral budding
Cellular component (GO): ESCRT I complex; late endosome
Source: RefSeq, a predicted model, not a curated record